UAAGUGCCUGGUACCUAUGCAAGGGAUUUUCCUACCCUUUUUAGGUGCAUUAUCUUGCAUCCUCGAUUAUUCAUAAUCUUUAGAUUUCCAAGUCAUCACGUCAAUUCCAUCAAAACGACCACUUCAUCAUCAGACUUCCAUCAUGAGUCCCAGUGCCCUUAAUGGGGAGGCGGCUGUCGGGCCAGAGGGGCCGCGACAGAAAAGCAAAGCGACGAUCGAGACGCUCCGAGUGGGAUGCAUCGCCAUGGUUGAGAAGAAUGGACAGGCUCGUCGCGCCGAAAUCCUGAGCAUCAAAGACACCAAAAGCGGUCGGCAAUUCUACUGCAACUUUGAUAAUUUCAACAAACGUCUCGAUGAAUGGGUCCCCGCCAAGCGCAUAGACUUCAGCUACGAUGUCGAGUGGCCAAACCCCGACAAGGACAAGCAGAAGGAUGGCAAGGGCAAAAAUACGACGGUGUCGAAAAAGAAGGCCCCGCCGAGCAAGGCACAAAAACGACCCGCGAAAAGGGAGCAAUCCGUCGUGUCGGAAACCGUCACACCUCGUCCGUGGCCUGAGCCAUCCGAAACCCAACCCCCAUCCAAAGCGCCUUCGACGCCGAGAGAUCUCGAACAGAAGUCUGCCGGGACACCUGCCGUCGGAGGCGACGAGAUGGAUAUAGAUGAGGACGAGCAGGCCCCUGAAGUCAAGAAAGAAGUCGAGUUUAGUAGAGAGGCCGAAAUCGAGAAGUUAAGAACGGGCGGUUCAAUGACACAAAACCCUACCGAACUGGCUCGGAUACGAAACAUAUCGAAGGUACAGUUCGGCGAGCACGAUCUAUUCCCCUGGUAUUUCUCUCCGUACCCCGAGUCCUUCACCCAAGAGGACGUCAUUUUCAUAUGUGAGUUCUGUCUGAGCUACUAUGGCGAUAAGAAGUCUUUCACCAGGCAUCGACAGAAGUGCACAUUGCAGCACCCGCCCGGAAACGAGAUCUACCGUGAUGACUACGUCUCGUUCUUCGAGAUCGAUGGUCGCCGGCAGCGCACCUGGUGCCGAAACCUGUGCCUAAUCUCUAAAAUGUUUCUUGACCAUAAGACACUCUAUUAUGACGUAGACCCCUUCUUGUUCUACGUGAUGACGCAAAAGACUGAGAAAGGCCACCAUCUCGUCGGGUACUUCUCCAAGGAGAAGGAGAGUGCGGAUGGAUACAACGUCGCUUGUAUUCUGACCCUCCCCCAGUAUCAGCGAAAAGGGUUCGGUCGAUUGCUCAUUCAGUUUUCUUAUGAACUCUCUAAGAUCGAGGGCAAGCUUGGAUCUCCCGAGAAACCACUAUCGGAUCUGGGACUUCUUAGUUACCGACAGUACUGGUCAGAGAAUAUCAUAGACUUAUUGCUAGAGCUGAAUGACCGCGACGAAAAGUCGAGCAUUGAGAGCAUCUCUACGUCUCUCGCUAUGACUACGCAGGACGUGGAACACACGCUCCAGGCCCUCAAGAUGCAGGUGUAUCAUAAGGGAGAGCAUAAGCUCGUGUUGCCGGAAUCGAUGAUCCAACAACGAGAAAAGGCCAAAUUAAAGAAGAAGCGAUACAUAUCGCCGGAGAAUAUUCAAUGGAAACCGCCCGUCUUCACGGCUUCAAGUCGGACAUGGGGUUGGUAAUCGCUACACAGAUAUGCGUUUCCUCUGGCGUGGUGUUUCCAUAGGGUUGUUAUUGUACAAUAGGAAAAGCGAGCGAUUGUCAUGCAACAAACUAGAUACCCAGAACUUGUUUUCAAAAUUCAUAUUAUGCUUGAUGACAGAUAGCUCUUGGAAUCAUAUCAUAAUGCACUUUUUAUAAUUAUGAACAUGAC
Xylaria bambusicola is the source of this 1824-nucleotide messenger RNA. RefSeq names its product acyl-CoA N-acyltransferase. Lineage: Eukaryota; Fungi; Ascomycota; Sordariomycetes; Xylariales; Xylariaceae. Gene Ontology annotation, biological process: regulation of DNA-templated transcription. Gene Ontology annotation, molecular function: histone acetyltransferase activity. The transcript has a single exon. Bases 143 to 1633 code for a protein of 496 amino acids. The record is from RefSeq and is a predicted model, not a curated record.